AUGAGGAAACCGGCAGGUGGUAGCGAAGCAUAUUGGAAAUGGCGUUGGGAAUUCAUGAAGAGGAACUGGACUCGUUGGCGAAAGUUUUUGCUGGCGGGUCGCCAGUCAGGGAUGACUUACUACCCAGCGUGCCCGGAACCCGAGAGAGCAAGAGGGCAUGACGCCGCAUGCGCGACGCCACGGGAUCACCCUGUUGACGGAGUGCGGCAACGCGCUGGCCUUCAGGUCCUUAGAAAGGACAACCGCUGGGUCACAGCUCCGCCCGUUCCCGGCACCAUCGUCGUGAAUUUAGGCCAAAUCAUGGUGGAGGUUUACAGCAAUGGCACGUAUAGAGCACCUGAUCACAGAGUGGUGGUGAACAAAGAGAAGGAGAGGGUGUCCAUAGCAACCUUUUGCAAUCCCAGCCCGUCUCUUCCGGCUGGACCUUCACAGCUCCCGCAGCCACCGGGCUCCCCCUAUCUUCCAAACCCUCUCCAGCUCUGA
Molecule: messenger RNA, 483 nt
Organism: Eucalyptus grandis
Lineage: Eukaryota; Viridiplantae; Streptophyta; Magnoliopsida; Myrtales; Myrtaceae
Product: protein SRG1-like
Exons: 1
Coding region: 1-483 (160 amino acids)
Source: RefSeq, a predicted model, not a curated record